CAGUCUGCCCGAGAGCUCGGGCGGUGCUGGGCGCGGGGACACGAGGGUCCCUGAGACAGAGGCCGCUGGGGCGCGCAGAAGGCCUGGAACUCGGCGCGGGUCCCCUGGAGACUUUGCUGCUGCUAGGCCCGGCGCGAGCCCGGAGAGUGCACCCAGCGCGCCUCGGCGCCCGUCGGCCGCUCGGCGCCCACGGCGCGCGAAGCCUCGGACCAUGCCGGUGUCAGACCAGGCAUUUGUCACGCUGGCCACCAAUGACGUCUACUGCCAGGGGGCUCUGGUCCUGGGGCAGUCCCUGAGGAACCAGAGGGCAACCCGGAAGCUGGUGGUGUUGGUCACUCCUCAGGUGUCUAGAAUGCUCAGGCUGAUCCUCUCGAAGGUGUUCGACGAGGUCGUCGAGGUGGACUUGAUCGACAGCGCGGAUUACGUCCACCUGGCCUUCCUGAAGAGGCCUGAGCUCGGAGUCUCCCUGACCAAGCUUCACUGCUGGACGCUGACGCACUACAGCAAGUGUGUGUUUCUGGACGCAGAUACGCUGGUGCUGUCCAACGUGGAUGAGCUGUUUGAGAGGGGCGAGUUCUCGGCGGCCCCGGACCCCGGCUGGCCGGACUGCUUCAACAGCGGGGUCUUCGUCUUCCAGCCGUCCCUGCAGACGCACGGCCUGCUGCUGCGGCACGCCACCGAGCACGGCAGCUUCGACGGCGCCGACCAAGGCCUGCUGAACAGCUUCUUCAGCAGCUGGCCGACGGCGGACAUCCGCAAGCACUUGCCGUUCAUCUAUAACUUGAGCAGCAACACGGCGUACACCUACGGCCCCGCGUUCAAACAAUUCGGCGCCGGCGCCAAGGUGGUGCACUUCCUGGGGUCCGCCAAGCCUUGGAACUACAAGUACGACCCGCAGACCGGCUCCGUGUCGCAGGACGGGGCGCGGCGGGCCCACCCGCACCAGCUGACCUUUCUGAACCUCUGGUGGCGCAUCUUCCACCACAGCAUCCUGCCUCUCUACGGCAGCGUGCGGGACGCGGAGGGACACGCUGCGGACACACACGCAGCUUGCGUGAGGGGCGCUGCGGGGCCGCGUGCGACCUCGGGACCUCGCGCCGAAGGGCCCUGUGCAGGUUCGGUGGCGGGGGCCGGCCCGCCGUGGCCCCCGGAAGACGCUUCGGAGCCGACCGUGGGAGCGAGCGAGACGCCACCGUCCCCUGAAACAGUGCGUGCGGAAGACAUGACAGGUUGCCCUGACAUGGAGAGCCCCACGGGAAUGAUGCAUGAGCCAGUCUCCCCGCCUGGCCCCCCGCCGGCAGACGUCACACAGACCCCCGGCACCUCGCAACUGCCGGAUCAAACUGGAGGUGGCCCCGCGGAUGCAUCUGUAGAACUAAGCCCGGAGCCCCCUGUGCUGUUCCCCAGGGAUCCCAGCCCUCAGGAGGCGUUGGAGGUCGGCUUGGCCAUCUCCAUUUCCGAGAUCUCCAUCGAAGAGAAGGUCCGGGCACUGAGCCCCGAGGAAGAGAGGCGGAAGUGGGAAGAGGGCCACAUCGACUACAUGGGCAAGGAUGCCUUCGCCCGCAUCCAGGAGAAGCUGGACCGCUUUCUGCAGUAGCCAGGCCGUGGAACGCGCUGCUGCGUGGAUGCCUCUCCUGGGCCUUCCGCGGGGAAAGCCUGUCCAACCACGUGCCUCUAUUUGUGCUGAUUCAGGGUCAACCAACGUGUGUGCCUCACCAAGAUCACGGAGGGCUGCAAAAGCCCAGCGUGCAGCCCGUGGCGGAUCCAAGCUGCCCGCCCCUACCUGGCUCCCUUGGGAUCGUCUGUGGUUCUCACCUUGUCAGCAGAACCAGCAGAUGGAAACGUCCGGUGGGCUCUGGACCGUGGCCUUGCCCAACGGAGCUGUGGCAGGUGCUACUGUGUUUAUCUGACAUAAGACUCAGUGUCAACACAGGUCUUCUUCAGCCCCUAAGCAGAUCACAGCAGUGAUACGUAUUCAGUACCUCGGGAACCCUCAACGACGGACGUCUUCUCUAUGAGGACGCAAGAAACGGUCAAACGUCUUGAGCAUGAGUUUAGACUUUGCAAAGCGUAUUGGACAAACACAGCAGCUGCCGUUCCUGUUCUGUGAAACCCUGCCAUCAGCAGACUCCUGAUGUGGGCAACAGCAGAGAUAUCUGGCACCGGUUUGAGAUACGUAACCUUUUCUGAACGGGUCUACUGACUGGUUUAGAAGAACCAAGGCUUUACCCCACGGGAUGUCCGUGGAGGACCCACUCAUGGUCACGGGCUCUGGAGAGGCCAGGAGGAGGCAGAUGCGUGUGCCGCCCACGUCACUCAUGGCUCCUUGCUGCGUCUUGCUACCUCAGUUCCAAAGAACAUUUCGACUCACGGUUCUGCAAGCCAUUUCAGCUCGGCUGUUUGGGGAGAAUUCUCACUGUUUUGAGCCUGGACCCUUAAUUUCAUGAGGAAACCUCAUCUUCAGAAGUAUCCACAUUCUGUGAACUCAGGCACUGUGUUUGAACACCUCCCGGUGUUACUAUUCCACACCCACUGCAAUUGUUGUCAUUAAAAACGGACAUUGCUGUGCAAAACAGCAGGAAAUGCGAUUUUUAAAAUGUGUGAAUGGCUUAUUUAUCAGGCACCUGCUGUUGAAAAAUCCGGGUUCGUUAGACGCAGGUUGGGGAAGAGGUGAGAGGGCUCUGCUGAAAGCCCGCGGGUGCGUUUUCACCUCCUGGGGCGGUGCUGUGGCCGACAGCAUCCGAGCUCAUGGCUCUGUGGCGCGAGCUGCGGGGUGAGCUCCUGCAAGCUGACGGGUGGCUUCCCUUGACGUCUGGGGGCAUCGUAACCUGAAGUCACGGAUAGUGUCAUUGAAGAGCCAUAGGGACCUAGCCUUAGGCAAGGCGUGUGGGAUGGGGGUUGACCAUCAGAAUAACGCCCUCAGUUUGUCCUACGGAGAGAAUGUUGGUGCGCUGUGCUCUGGUGUUGGGGUAGGAAAACCCGAAGCUUGAGCCAGGCAUAUCUGAGAGGGUAGUUGUCCAAAUGAGGAAUAUUUGAGUCUGGCCCAGCAUCUCCAGAGAAGAAGAGUUUGUGUUUAAGGGCAGUGCUGUGCUGCUUAUGGAAUGCGUUCAACAUGC
This is a messenger RNA of Pteronotus mesoamericanus, 3116 nucleotides long. It is a transcript of the gene GYG2, whose product is annotated as glycogenin 2. NCBI's taxonomy places the organism in Eukaryota, Metazoa, Chordata, Mammalia, Chiroptera, Mormoopidae. The record is from RefSeq and is a predicted model, not a curated record. Gene Ontology annotation, cellular component: cytoplasm. The transcript has 11 exons. Gene Ontology annotation, molecular function: glycosyltransferase activity. Bases 212 to 1597 code for a protein of 461 amino acids.